CGGCAGACGGUGGAGCACGGCUUCCCCAGCCAGCCCAGCGCCUUGGCCUACGACCCUGUCCUGCGUGUGAUGGCCAUCGGCACCAAGGCUGGAGCUGUGAAGCUAUAUGGCGCGCCAGGCGUGGAGCUGACGGGCUUGCACAAGGAGACAGCCACUGUCACCCAGCUGCACUUCCUCCCUGGCCAGGGCUGGCUCCUGUCCCUGCUGGAUGACAACACGCUGCACCUCUGGGAGGUGUGCCAGAAGGAUGGAUGCUCCCACCUGGAAGAGACCCACAGCUUCGGCCUCCCGGGACGCCCAGGGUGCUCUCCUGGCAUCACCCGGGUGACAGUGGUCCUGCCCGCAUCCUCCUGUGCAGUGGCCUGCCUGGGUACCGAGGGUGGUGCCGUGUAUUUCCUCGCCCUGCCCACGCUGGUGCUGCUGGAGGACAAAACCCUCUUCCCGGAUGAGGUCCUGCAGAGUGUGCCCGAUGAGUAUCGCUGCGGGAAGGCGCUGGGACCGGUGGAGUCCAUCCAGGAGCAUCCGCGCGACAGCGGCCGGCUCCUCAUCGGGUACAGCCGGGGGCUGGUGGUGCUUUGGGAGCAGAGCACACGUGUGGUCCAGCACCUCUUCCUUGGGAACCAGCAGUUGGAGAGCCUGGCUUGGGAGCAGAGCGGGAAGAGCAUCGUCAGCUCCCACAGUGAUGGGGGGUACAUGGUGUGGGCCGUGAGUGGUGCCGGACAGAAGAGCCAGCAGCCCGUCAUGUCCACCAUCCCCUAUGGUCCAUUCCCUUGCAAAGCCAUCAGCAAAAUCCUGUGGCGGACCUGCGAGUCGGGGAACCCCUUCAUCAUCUUCAGCGGGGGGAUGCCGCGGGCCAGCUAUGGGGACCGGCACUGUGUGAGCGUGCUGCAGGGCCAGACCCUGGCCACGCUCGACUUCACCUCCCGUGUCAUCGACUUCUUCACCGUGCACAGCCCCGAGGUGCCCGAGGGAGGCUUUGAGAAUCCCCGUGCCCUCGUGGUGCUGGUGGAGGAAGAGCUGGUGGCCAUCGACCUGCAGACCCCGGGCUGGCCGACCAUCCCUGCCCCGUACCUGGCGCCGCUCCACUCCUCCGCCAUCACCUGCUCCUGCCACGUCUCCAACGUGCCCCUCAAGCUUUGGGAGAGGAUCAUCAGUGCCGGCGAGCAGCAGAGCCCCCGGCUCUCCUCUGCGGCUUGGCCCAUUGAUGGGGGGAAGAACCUGGCGCAGGAGCCUACGCAAAGGGGGCUUCUCCUCACGGGGCACGAGGACGGCACGGUGCGGUUCUGGGAUGCUUCAGGGGUCUCCCUGAAGCCCCUCUACAAGCUGGGCACCGCCAGCAUCUUCCAGACCGACUGCGAGCACAACGACAGCCUCAACCAGGCGGGCGAGGAGGAGUGGCCGCCCUUCCGCAAGGUGGGCUGCUUUGAUCCCUACAGUGACGACCCACGCCUGGGGGUGCAGAAGAUUGCUCUGUGCAAGUACACGGCCAAGAUGGUGGUGGCUGGGACAGCGGGGCAGGUGCUGGUGAUGGAGCUGAGCGACGAGAAGUCGGAGCACGCCGUGAGCGUGGCCACCGUGGACCUGCUGCAGGACCGCGAGGGCUUCACUUGGAAGGGCCACGACCGGCUGGCCCCAAGGAACGGCCCCUUGCCCUUCGCCCCUGGCUUCCAGCCCAGCGUCCUGGUGCAGUGCGUGCCCCCCGCCGCCGUCACCGCCGUCACCCUCCACUCCGAGUGGAACCUCGUGGCCUUCGGCACCAGCCACGGCUUCGGGCUCUUCGACUAUUACCGCCGCAACCCCGUCCUGGCCAGGUGUACGCUGCACCCCAACGACUCCUUGGCCAUGGAGGGGCCCCUGUCCCGCGUGAAGUCCCUCAAGAAGUCCCUGCGGCAGUCGUUCCGCCGCAUCCGCAAGAGCCGGGUGUCGGGCAAGAAGAGGCUCAGCACCGGCAGCCCCUCCAGCAAGGUCCAAGAGGCCAAUGCUCAGCUGGCGGAGCAGGCAGGGCCCCCCGAGGUGGAGAUGACGCCGGUGCAGCGCCGCAUCGAGCCGCGCUCCGCCGAUGACUCCCUCUCCGGGGUCGUGCGGUGCCUUUACUUCGCUGACACCUUCCUCCGAGACGCUGCCCACCAUGGCCCCACGAUGUGGGCAGGGACCAACUCGGGCUCGGUGUUUGCCUACGCCCUGGAGGUGCCGUCGCAGGAGAAGUUCUCGGAGCGGGCGGUGGAGGCGGUGCUGGGGAAGGAGAUCCAGCUCAUGCACCGUGCGCCCGUGGUGGCCAUCGCGGUGCUGGACGGGAGGGGGAACCCCCUGCCUGAGCCCUAUGAGGUCUCGAGGGACCUGGCCAAGGCUCCUGACAUGCAGGGGAGCCACUCCAUGCUCAUCUCCUCUGAGGAGCAGUUCAAGGUGUUCACCCUGCCCAAAGUGAGCGCCAAGACCAAGUUCAAGCUGACGGCCCACGAAGGGUGCCGGGUGCGGAAGGUGGCCCUGGUGAGCCUGGCGAGCGCCAGCUCCGAGGAGCGGCUGGAGAACUGCCUGGCCUGCCUCACCAACCUGGGCGACAUCCACAUCUUCACCGUGCCCAGCCUCCGGCCGCAGGUCCACUACGGCUGCAUCCGCAAGGAGGACAUCAGCGGCAUCGCCUCCUGCGUCUUCACCAAGCACGGGCAGGGUUUCUACCUGAUCUCACCAUCCGAGUUCGAGCGCUUCUCGCUGAGCGCCAGGAACGUGACGGAGCCGCUGUGCCGGCUGGAGGUCGCCCGGCUCCAGGACACCUCGUGCCUCAGCAACAGCUCGAUGGCAACGCCGAAGCUGCCGCAAGCCAACGGUACCCACGUCCCGCGCAGCCCCGAGGGACCGCGCUCCCCCACCAACAGUGACCGGUCCCCUGAGGAGCACCCGGCCGCCUUCUCGCCCAGCUCCAUCGACUCCCCCAACAGCAGCAUGGAGAACCCGCUGGACACCACCGGGGACAUCACCGUGGAGGAAGUGAAGGAUUUCCUGGCAUCCUCAGAGGAAGUGGAGAGGAACCUGAGGAACGCCAGCGAGGACGAGGCCCGGCCCACGGGGAUCCUCAUCAAGUGAGGGCUGUGUCCCCCGCAGGCAGCGCCAGCCUCCCUGACCCAUCUCAGUGCUCGGAUUCCCGGGAUGUGUGACUCGACUGGACCCCCCCGAGCCCCCUCCCCAUGUAACGUAGACUCGUCUCUUCUCUAACACCCACCCGCUCCCCCUCUGCCCGGCCCCGGUCCCGGUCCCCUCCGGGCUCCGUGGUGCACAGGACUCUUCCCUGGGGCAGCAGGGGAGAUCCCGUUCCUUUUUGUACACGCUCCAUGGCUCCAGAGCCCCCUUCCCGGGGGGAUGCUGCUGCUUCCCCGGCUUCACGGGGAGGGCUGGGGCUUGUGGACACCCCCCCUCAUCCCCUGGUUUUGGUCCAUUGGGAAAGUGGGGGGCCGGGAGCCCCCGGGCAGGGCCCUCCCAUCCCCUGGUCUGUGUUUACAUGCCCGGCUCCCUGCAGUUUACAGCCCCAUCCUCAGCCUGCAGCAGGCUCCAUGGGACACCCCGUUCCCAGGGGCUCCCAGUGUGGACCCCAUUGCUCCAAGGUGGGCACUGGAAGGCUUAAGCAGCCUGGGGUGCUGGGGGGGGGGGGGGGUCACAGGUGGCCUUUUUCUCUUAGUGGCUUCUCCAAGGGCUAUUCUCCAGGUUGGGCUCGGUGCCUGCUGCUCCUUUGACACUAAUUCCUGCCACGGGUGGGGUUGGGAUGGGACGGCGCUGCGGGAACACACCGGCUCCUGGUCCAUGCUGGUGCUGGGAGGGGGGGGAUACGGAUGGAAUACGGGGGUACCCCAACCCCUUCUGCCCCAACCCAGGGGUCUCACUGUGCCAAAUCCCCCCCUGGGCUGCCCAGCCCGGCCUCAUCCUCACAGGGGGCUGCGGUGAUGCUGGCUCUGGUCCAUAGCGCCUGUCCCUAUGUGGCUCCAGGGCUCAGCCUGGUACUUCCCCUCUCCUUUAGGGGAUGUGGGGGCAUUUUGGACCCCCCCCCCAAAGGCUCUCUUGCGGUACAUGUGUGGCUGGGGGGGGGCCGGGAAGGCUCUGUCGGGGCUGUAGCGUCCUUGGUAGAACCCCCCCCACACCUCAUCCUUCUGUUUGUUUUUUUUUGGUAAGAUGAAUUUAGCAUUGUUUAGUUAUUAAAAAUACUGGUUUUUAAUAUUGAAAAUAAAGCAUUUAAUAUCAA
Pezoporus occidentalis (night parrot) is the source of this 4228-nucleotide messenger RNA. RefSeq names its product LLGL scribble cell polarity complex component 1 (gene LLGL1). The coding region runs from base 70 to 3081 and encodes 1003 amino acids. NCBI's taxonomy places the organism in Eukaryota, Metazoa, Chordata, Aves, Psittaciformes, Psittacidae. The transcript has 22 exons. Gene Ontology annotation, molecular function: GTPase activator activity; myosin II binding. Gene Ontology annotation, cellular component: cortical actin cytoskeleton; cytoplasm; plasma membrane. Gene Ontology annotation, biological process: establishment of spindle orientation; regulation of Notch signaling pathway; regulation of protein secretion. The record is from RefSeq and is a predicted model, not a curated record.